GCCUAUCGUUCGCGGUGCCCACCACCAAAGUGACGUGGAACGAAAAAAGACGAAGCCACACGAAGCCGAGGCGAGCACGUCAGUUCACAAGAUUCAGAUUCCACUUCGCCUGUUCACAUUUUCCAGAUCGGUCGGUCCAGAAAAACAAAUAGCCCAAAAUGCCCGCUCCUGCAAGUUCGACGUCCGUGGGCAGCGGAUCGCGCUCGCCCAGCAAAUUAUCGGCGCCACGUAGCGCCGGAUCCGGAGGCGGCAGCACCCUGAAGCAGCGCAAGACCACCACCAGCACCACGGCGGCCCGGAGCCGUGCACCCGGCGGAGCUGGAACAGGUGGCAUGUGGCGCUUCUACACGGACGACUCGCCCGGUAUCAAGGUUGGACCCGUGCCCGUGCUGGUCAUGUCGCUGCUCUUCAUCGCAUCCGUCUUCAUGCUGCACAUCUGGGGCAAAUACAAUCGUUCUUAAGCCAUUCAAUUCAAUAGCCAAUAAAAUACUUUCACCUCAACGAACGUGAGCACUGUCGACGUCACCAUUUCUUUCGCGGCAAGAUAACAAGAGAUCCAUUCCGCUUGUUGAGGCAUUGGUGUGUUUUCCGCAUGAAAUUAAUUAUACCUAAGCCUAAGUUAAAGACGUGUUUAAACGUAAUGCAUAUUUUCAAAAUUUAUCGUAUUUUUCCCAACCGCUCGCUGGGCUGGGAGUCCAUUCCACAAUUUAUCGUGGUCAUGUGCAUCUGAAAUUCCACGCGCAGCCGUUGCAAUUCAAAAUUUGUAAGACAUUCAACGAAAAGUGUUAAGAACAAAUAAAUUUUGUAUUAUACAAA
Molecule: messenger RNA, 816 nt
Organism: Drosophila gunungcola (fruit fly)
Lineage: Eukaryota; Metazoa; Arthropoda; Insecta; Diptera; Drosophilidae
Gene: Sec61beta
Product: protein transport protein Sec61 subunit beta
Exons: 3
Coding region: 159-461 (100 amino acids)
Biological process (GO): intracellular protein transport
Cellular component (GO): Sec61 translocon complex
Source: RefSeq, a predicted model, not a curated record